UGGCAACUACAUAUACAUAUGUUAGGAUGGCACCUCACUAAGCUGGCCGAGCUCCAAAUAAAUGAAGAAGAUCGUCAUUUCUUUGGUAAACAUAACAGCUACAUAUUAUUCUUGGCACUGGGGUGUAAGCCUGAACCUGAGAUGCCGGCAAACAAAAGGGGGUUGACCGUUGGCCCAACUAAACCGCCGUUCUCCCUCCCUGAAGCCAUGUACGGCAGAAGUGUUUCAAUCCUGAAUACCUGACUUCACAAUGAGGGGAUUGACGCUCUUGUUUGUUGGUCUCGCGGCCGCUCAGUCCUACCCCAAGGAUGAUGUCGACAAGCUUGUCGACGCCAGCCUGCCAAUGCUCAAGGAGUACCUAGAGAAGCACCCGCAGGGCAACUGCACGCUCGAGACCGCAGUCAGGCGCAAAGAAUGGGGCGAUCUCACCCUCCAAGAACGAAAGGACUACACCAAUGCCGUAUUGUGUCUCAUGUCCAAGCCUGCCCUGACUAGCGCUCAAGCCCCAGGAGCAAAGAGCAGGUUUGACGAUUACAUUGUCGUCCAUAUCCAGCAGACGCCGAGGAACCACGGAUCAACCUUCUUCUUACCGUGGCAUCGCUACUACGUCUGGCAUUACGAACAAGCUCUCCGCACAGAGUGUGGCUACAAGGGCUACCAGCCUUACUGGAACUGGGGGCGAUAUGCCAAGGACCCGGUCAACUCCCCGCUCUUUGACGGCAGCGAGGGCAGCAUGGGCGGCAACGGCGCCAAGAAGGCGCACGCAGGCAUCCCCAUUCCCAUGGCUCCCCGGCCGUACAACGUGAUUCCGCCCGGCGACGGCGGCGGCUGCGUCACAACUGGCCCGUUCAAGAACAUGACGGUCAACAUCGGCCCGAUCGCACCCUCCCUCACGGACGUGCAGCGCAACCCCCGCGCCGACGGGCUGGGGUACAACCCGCGGUGCCUGCGGCGGGACGUGAACCGCAACGCGGCGGCCGUGACGACGGCGAACUACACGCUGGACCUGAUCACGUCCAACAAGGACAUUUACUGGUUCCAGACCGUCAUGGAGGGGCAGUUCCCGCAGGGGAAGUGGGGGGUGCACACGGGCGGGCACUACACAGUAGGAGGUGACCCGGCGGGCGACUUUUAUGUCAGCCCCGGGGAUCCCGUCUUUUGGCUGCACCAUGCCCAGAUUGAUCGGGUCUGGUGGAUCUGGCAGAUGCAGAAUCUUGAGAAGAGGCUUGCAGAGGUCAGCAUGACGAGGACUAUGAACAACUUCCCGCCGAGUGCGAACGGGACGCUGGAUGAUUUGAGUGGGUUGGGUGUGCUGGCCGGGGAUGUCAAGGUUAGGGAGUUGAUGAGUACCAUGGGUGGAUUGGGCGGCAAGUUUUGUUAUAUUUAUGAGUAAGGUAGGUGGGUGGAACACAUGUUUGGACGGUGUGUGGAUGGAGUCAGGCUCUUCGUCUGCUCCUGCCACACGCAUGUGGGCUGCUUGUGCAUGUAUCCCAGAACGAACAUGUACACCAAGUC
Canariomyces notabilis is the source of this 1515-nucleotide messenger RNA. RefSeq names its product Di-copper centre-containing protein. The coding region runs from base 251 to 1393 and encodes 380 amino acids. Gene Ontology annotation, molecular function: oxidoreductase activity. The transcript is spliced from 5 exons. The record is from RefSeq and is a predicted model, not a curated record. Lineage: Eukaryota; Fungi; Ascomycota; Sordariomycetes; Sordariales; Chaetomiaceae.